This is a messenger RNA of Coniophora puteana RWD-64-598 SS2, 2240 nucleotides long. RefSeq names its product peptidase S28. Bases 535 to 2076 code for a protein of 513 amino acids. The record is from RefSeq and is a predicted model, not a curated record. Gene Ontology annotation, biological process: proteolysis. The transcript is spliced from 7 exons. Lineage: Eukaryota; Fungi; Basidiomycota; Agaricomycetes; Boletales; Coniophoraceae. Gene Ontology annotation, molecular function: serine-type exopeptidase activity; dipeptidyl-peptidase activity.
CGGUCGCAACCGUCGACUGGGCCGCGCGAAUCUGCGUGGAUCCCCACACGUUUGGAAGAUAAGCAUUCGAUGUCUUAUGGCGCGCGCUCGGCUGAAGAGCUGGAAGCAGUAAGAAACAGCGAAGCAGGCUCAGCUUCGUGCUGGACCAUGCUUUCCCGAAGCACGUUAGGCCACGCCGCUUUCUUGUCACCGCGUUGGGAUGGAUGUCAUUUCGGGUUUGCCCUCGGUGUCUCCGCCCCCUUGGUGCUUUAUCCGGGGAACGUGAGGGAACGUAUCCUGAAGACUUCAGAAUCAGCGCGCUGCAUGUGGAAUCACAAGCAGGAAAGUCUUGGUAUUUCCUGUACGCGUGUGCUGCACUUCCCCGCCGCGAUGGCGAGGACGACUCUUCAUGUGGUCGUGCGGAUCCGUUCUGCUGUCCUCCUCUUACCACCUGAAAUGCUAUAAAGGCGAUAACCCUCCCGCUUCCUGCGUCCCCCAGGCCAACUCGGCAAGCCGUCUCCCUCGCUGCGCUCCCGACUCGACCCGCCCUCCGUCAUGGCUCCCUGGUUAUCGCGCGCCCUCGCGGCACUCCCCAUCCUCGCCUCGGGCGCCCAUGCACUCAUCGAGAGCGUCGCCAUGCGCGGCGUUCCCCUCAUGCCCAAGGUGCCGUUGAAGAACAGCGCUGUGCACAGCCCCAACGGCGACGUGUUUGAUCUCAGCACGGUGUACUACUUCGACCAGCAGGUUGACCAUAACGACGCGAGCAAGGGCACGUUCCAGCAGCGCUACUGGACGAGCAACCAGUACUACCAGACGGGCGGUCCCGUCGUUCUCAUGACGCCAGGCGAGGCUAAUGCCGACGGCUACCAGGGCUAUCUCGAGGAUGGUACCAUCACGGGCGUGAUCGCACAGCAAAACAACGGCGCGGGUGUCAUCAUCGAGCACCGCUUCUUCGGUCUCUCGAACCCGAUCGACAACCUUAACGACUCUUCGCUUGCUCUCCUCACCAUCGACCAAGCCGUCAAUGAUCUUGUCUACUUCUCCCAGAACGUCGUCCUCCCCUGGACUGGCGGUGACCAGGUCAAGGCUCCCCAGACCCCGUGGAUCCUCGUUGGCGGUUCUUACUCUGGUGCCUUGACUGCAUGGACGAUGGUCAACAAACCUGGUGCUUUCUUCGCUGGCUGGGCAUCCUCGGCCGUCGUUGAGGCUAUCACCGACUUCUGGGGCUACUUUGCUCCGAUCCAGGAGAACAUGCCCGCCAACUGCUCCGCCGACGUCCAGGCCGUGAUCUCGUACCUCGACGACGCGCACGACAACAACAAUGCAGCCAACCUCGCAAACAUCAAGAACGCGUUCAACCUCGGCUCGCUCGCAGAUGUCGACUUCGCCUCCUCCCUGAUGAGCCCGAUCUACUCGUGGCAGGACCUGCAGCCCUCCAGCGGCGCGGGCCAGCCAUUCUUCCAGUUCUGCGACGCGCUCGAGGUCAAGGACGGCCAAUCCGCUGACGCGAACGGCUGGGGUGUCGACAACGCCAUCGCCGCGUGGGGCAAAUACUACCAGUCGCAACAGCAGGGUCCGCUCUGCGGUAACGCCUCUGCUGAGGAGUGCUUCGGUACCGCGGACAAGACCCAGCAGUUCUUCACGGACGUUGAUGUCGACAACGCCGGCCGCUCGUGGAGCUGGAUGGUCUGCAACGAGGUCGGGUGGUACCAGGACGGGCCCCCGUCGGGCCAGCCCGCCAUCGUUUCGCGCAUGAUCAACACGCAGUACAGCGAGGGUCUCUGCACGAGCAUGUUCCCCACCGUCUUCACCUCGGAGCGCGACCCCGCCGUCGACAAGACCGACUCCACUUACCAGGGCUGGAACCUCCAGGUCGACAACCUCUUCUUCGCCACCGGCAAGAGCGACCCCUGGCGUGAGGCUACCGUGAGCGCAUCCACCUCGCCCGCCAAGACCUCUGACAACAUGCCCAUCGCCGAGGGCGACGGCUUCCACUGCUCCGACCUCACCAUGGACUCGGGUUCUGUUGACCAGACGAUCAACGCGGUGCAGACGCAGGGUCUCGCCGCCAUCAAGGCAUGGCUCGCGGCCAAGUAAGCGUUGGGCGUACGAGUUAAGAUGAUAGACAUCCAAAACGAUUUUAGAUAGGACGUUAACGUUAUUUAACGAUAUGUAUAUAUUGGAUGGGCUGUCCUUCGUGGACAUUGUGGAAUACUUGCUACACUUAACCCGGGGUUUAUGCUGGUUUAUGACUGAUUCCC